CCGGGCAGCAGCAGGCCCGGCGCGAGGUCUUUCAAGAUGGCGGCGGCCGUAGAGCCGGAGCCGCAGCCCCUGAGCCUGGAGCUGCUGCCCACCGACCCGCUGCUGCUCAUCCUGAGCUUCCUGGACUACAGGGACCUCCUGAGCUGCUGCUAUGUAAGUCGAAGAUUUAACCAGCUAUCAAGUCAUGAUCCAUUGUGGAAAAGACACUGCAAGAAAUACUGGCUUUUAUCUGAGGCAGAGAAGACUCGGAGAAAGCAGAGCUGGAAGGCUAUCUUUAUAAGUAUUUACUCUGAUUUAGGAAGGUAUAUUCAAUAUUAUGCUACACUUAAAAAAGCAUGGGAUGAUAUAGAGAGAUACUUGGGACAGCGGUGUCCCCGGAUGAUUGGUUCUUUGAAAGAUAGUGUGCAGGAGGAAGACCUAGAUGCUGUGGAAGCACAAAUAGGUUGCAAACUCCCUGAUGAUUAUCGGUGUUCAUUUCGUAUUCAUAAUGGACAGAAACUAGUUGUUCCUGGGUUGAUGGGAAGUAUGGCACUAUCCAAUCACUAUCGUUCAGAAGAUUUAUUGGACAUUGACACAGCAGCUGGGGGAUUUCAACAGCGUCUUGGUUUGAAACAAUGUCUUCCUUUAACCUUUUGCAUUCACACUGGCCUGAGUCAAUACAUGGCACUGGAGAGUGUGGAGGGUCGUAAUAAAUAUGAGAUCUUCUACCAAUGUCCAGAUCAGAUGGCCCGUAAUCCAUCUGCUAUUGAUAUGUUCAUUACAGGUACUUCUUAUUUGGAGUGGUUCACAUCUUAUGUAAACAAUGUCGUAACAGGCGGCUAUCCCAUCAUCAGGGACCAGAUUUUCAGGUAUGUUCAUGAUAAGGAGUGUGUGGCCACAACAGGAGAUAUUACUGUUUCAGUCUCCACAUCUUUUCUACCUGAACUCAGUUCUGUACAUCCACCACAUUACUUCUUCACUUACAGAAUCAGAAUUGAGAUGUCCAAAGAUGCUCUUCCUGAAAAGGCUUGUCAGUUGGACAGUCGGUACUGGAGAAUAACCAAUGCCAAAGGUGAUGUAGAAGAAGUUCAGGGUCCUGGAGUCGUUGGAGAAUUUCCAAUAAUCAGCCCAGGUAGAGUUUAUGAAUAUACCAGCUGUACUACCUUCUCCACUACUUCAGGAUACAUGGAAGGAUACUAUACCUUCCAUUGUCUCUACUAUAAGGACAAGUUCUUUAAUGUCAUAAUUCCCAGAUUUCAUAUGGUGUGCCCAACAUUCAAGGUGUCUACAGCACGCAUGGAAACUAAUCAUAAUGAAUAUGCUAUGGAUGAAGAUGAAGACUCAACAGAUACUGAUGAAUAUGAAGACAGACGUAGAGUCUUGGAUAUUCCUGCCCCUUCUGGACGCUGUCCACGUCAUACCUGAUCGAACUUCUUUUUAAAAAAAAAAAAAAUAAAAACUGUUGGUCAGAGAAGAAGUUUAACUU
Messenger RNA from Malaclemys terrapin pileata, 1465 nucleotides. It is a transcript of the gene FBXO3, whose product is annotated as F-box protein 3. Bases 37 to 1404 code for a protein of 455 amino acids. Gene Ontology annotation, molecular function: protein binding. The record is from RefSeq and is a predicted model, not a curated record. Lineage: Eukaryota; Metazoa; Chordata; Testudines; Emydidae. The transcript is spliced from 11 exons.